AGACCAGAAACAAAGAACUGGAGGAGAUAAAAGAUGAGUAUCCAGAGACCUACAACUAUCAGACGACAGUGGAGUCAGAGGAGGAGGAGGACCCAGAGAUCUACUGCUAUAAGGAGGAAGUGGAGUCACUGAAGGAGGAGUCAGAGACAAUCAAACCUGAACAAACACAGAACAGCAGCAGCUCAGACAGUCAGGAGAUGUUAGGAGACAUCACUGUGGUGUUUAAUGGCAAGACCAAAUAUAUAAGUCUACAAAACGAGUCUGAUCAGCACAAACCACUGGGAGGACGUCAGUUAAAAGUCCAGAUCAACAAUAAUGAACCCAUCACAUACACAGUUGAUCCAUCAAUGAAACUCAAGGCUGGAAAGGAAAUUACUAUAUGCCAUCCAGACCAUAAGCCUCUUUUUACUGUAACUGGUGACCUGGUGUGGAUGGACCUGAAGUCCUGGAAGUCUGGAGACAGAGUCCAGGUCUCUCUGCAGUGAAAUAGUUCCCAGUUGAACUCCUUCAAUAAAGUUCAGUAAUCCAGCAAACAGCAACAUUAUAGAUGAGAAACAGCACGACUCAGAUCUUCCUG
Messenger RNA from Mugil cephalus (flathead mullet), 577 nucleotides. Its product is annotated as lamin-A-like. The record is from RefSeq and is a predicted model, not a curated record. The transcript has 6 exons. Bases 198 to 485 code for a protein of 95 amino acids. Lineage: Eukaryota; Metazoa; Chordata; Actinopteri; Mugiliformes; Mugilidae.